This is a messenger RNA of Hydra vulgaris (swiftwater hydra), 757 nucleotides long. Its product is annotated as gamma-secretase subunit PEN-2. Gene Ontology annotation, cellular component: gamma-secretase complex. NCBI's taxonomy places the organism in Eukaryota, Metazoa, Cnidaria, Hydrozoa, Anthoathecata, Hydridae. The record is from RefSeq and is a predicted model, not a curated record.
UGCUAUUAUAUAAAUUUUCAUUUAGAGUAAUAAAAUGUUAACUGAAAUGUAUCAAAAAUGGCUUUGUUAUAUCACGCGCGUUUAGUUUGUGAAUUAAGUUUUGAUAAAAAUGGACUUGAAAAAAGUUAAAGAUGAAGAAAAAGUUCGAUUAUCAAGAAUUUAUAUGUAUGGUGGUUUUGUUUUUUUGCCAUUUCUUUGGUUUAUAAAUACUGUUUGGUUUUUUCGAGAUGCAUUUUGUAAAGAAGAAUUUGAAGGGCAGUCUUUAAUUAGAAGAAGUGUUAUUAUAUCUGCUAUGGGAGCUGUCAUAUGGUCAAUUGGAAUAUCAGUGUGGGUAGUAAUGUACCAAGUUAAUAGAGCAAACUGGGAAGAAAUUGGUGAUAAACUUUCUUUUUUGAUACCACUUGGUCAACCUUAAUGAAUUAAUUUCAAGUUGACUGAAAAAAUAAUUGAAUCUUUUUUAGAGAAGUUAAUUAAUCUUGUUGUAAAUGCACACACAUAAACAUUUAAUUUUUUAAUUUCUUUUUUUAAUUGUAAUUCUUUUUUUUUAAUUUAAUUUAUUUUAGAGUAUUUUUUGGACUUUUUAAAUAAAAUUAAAUAAGUUUAUUGGUUGUUAAUAUUUUUUAUUCUUAAAUUCUUUAUUUAGCAGGAAAUUUAAUUUAUAUAUUCAUUGAUAAAAAUAUAUUGAUCACUUAUAUUUUGAUAUGUUGUUGUUACUGUACAUAAAUAUUUGGGAAAUAAAUCUUGUGUUGUUUUCUAA